UCCUUCCUAUGACUCUUGACUCUGUGUUCGCACAAGAAAGAGAUCAUCAUGUCUCUCUUCAGGGGAGCUUCGAGGUCUUUGCUUAGAGCUUCUGCUCGUAGAGUGGCGCCCAUAUGUGCAGGUGCAUCGCGGCGAGCUGCAUCUUCCAUGACGGCAGAGUCCCAGCAGAAGGUGCGAAGGACGUCCUCCUGUCAUGUUCUGAAUGCUGAUUGGAAGUCAAACAGUUACUCUCUGCGAAUCUCGAACAGGCAGAUCCUGCUGUAUACGAAAUCCUCCAGAAUGUACGAAUGCCCACGAUUACCAGACCUUGUAUCAAGUGUUGACGUACAUGACAGGAGAAAAGAAGGCAGAAGCACUUCAUCAACCUGAUUCCUUCCGAAAACUUUACGUCGCAGGCUGUCCUCGAUGCUCUAGGAAGUGUUAUGCAAAGUAGGUCUUGGUACGAAGUGAGGUGAUGCUCCUCUGACCGCACUGCAGACAAGUACUCCGAGGGAUACCCAGGAGCACGAUACUAUGGCGGGAACGAAUUUAUUGACCAAGCAGAGCGCCUCUGUCAAUCCCGUGCUCUGCAGACGUUUGGAGUCAAGGAUUCGGACUGGGGUGUCAAUGUCCAGCCACUGUCUGGAUCUCCUGCCAAUCUUAUGGCCUACUCUGCACUUCUCAAUACACACGAUCGGAUAAUGGGACUGGAUUUACCACAUGGUGGACAUCUAUCCCACGGUUACCAAACACCCACCAAGAAGAUCUCGGCCAUCUCUAAAUACUUUGAGACUUUCCCAUAUCGUCUGGACGAGUCAACCGGCCUUAUUGACUACGCCAAGUUGGAAGAAAUGGCCAUGCUUUACAGACCCAAGCUUAUUAUUGCCGGAACAUCUGCCUACAGUAGACUCAUUGAGUACGAUCGAAUGCGAGCGAUUGCCGACAAAGUUGGCGCAUAUCUCUUGGCUGAUAUGGCACAUAUCUCAGGUCUGGUAGCAGCUAAGGUCAUCCCUUCUCCAUUCGAAUACGCAGAUGUCGUAACUACGACUACACACAAAUCCCUGCGUGGUCCAAGAGGUGCUAUGAUCUUCUUUAGGAAGGGAGUAAGACGGACCAACCCUAAGACCAAGGAGCAAGAGAUGUGGAACUUAGAAGACCCUAUCAAUGCUUCAGUAUUCCCUGGACACCAAGGCGGUCCACAUAACCACACUAUCACAGCUUUGGCAGUUGCCCUCAAGCAAGCCCAAAGUCCCGAGUUCAGAGCUUACCAAGAAGCUGUUCUCCUUAACGCCCAGGCAUUUGCUAAACGUCUCGGUGACUCCAAAGAUAAAGGCGGUCUGGGCUACACCAUCGUCUCUGGUGGGACAGACAACCAUCUCGUCCUCAUCGAUCUCAAGCCCCAAGGUGUCGAUGGAGCUCGCGUAGAACGCGUCCUUGAACUCGUGGGUGUCGCAUCGAACAAGAACACUGUACCGGGCGACAAAUCCGCUCUCAAGCCCGGCGGACUUCGCAUGGGCACACCAGCCAUGACAACACGAGGCUUUCAGCCAGACGAUUUUGUCAGAGUAGCUGAUGUAGUGAACAGAGCCGUGACUAUCACGCAGCGAUUAUCGAAGACUGCCAAGGAGGCCGCGGAGGCGAAGGAGAGAAAGAACCCUGGUAGUGUGAAGGCAUUCUUAGAGUAUCUAGGGGAGGGCGAAAAUGAGCGUGAGAUAGUCCAGCUCAGAAGUGAGGUGGAGGAGUGGGUGGGUACGUUUAGUUUACCAUGGGAGUCGAGCACAUAGGCUUGGGAAGUAGUAAUGAAUGUCAUAGUUUAUGGCACAAAAUCAUUCUCUUCACCAGGUUUCUACAUUAUGUAAAUUGGGUCAGGUGGCUAAGUACUUUACAUGUUUGGAUAUCAAUCCAGCAACAAAGAGUUACCGCACCUUGUAAAUCAAAACUUUCUACUAAGCUAAGUAAUAGGCAUGACUCUGCUGUUACUCUUGAUCUUAUGCUCGAGACAAUGUUAGCAGGAAAAAGUGAUAAGAAGAAGGGGGAAAUUGCCCCUAUUGCGAAAACAAAAAAGAAUUUGAGCCGUCAAACUCGUGUGUAG
This is a messenger RNA of Cadophora gregata, 2071 nucleotides long. It is a transcript of the gene SHM1, whose product is annotated as glycine hydroxymethyltransferase shm1. Bases 642 to 1763 code for a protein of 373 amino acids. NCBI's taxonomy places the organism in Eukaryota, Fungi, Ascomycota, Leotiomycetes, Helotiales, Ploettnerulaceae. Gene Ontology annotation, cellular component: cytoplasm. The transcript has 3 exons. The record is from RefSeq and is a predicted model, not a curated record. Gene Ontology annotation, biological process: tetrahydrofolate interconversion; L-serine catabolic process; folic acid metabolic process. Gene Ontology annotation, molecular function: glycine hydroxymethyltransferase activity; serine binding; pyridoxal phosphate binding.